Molecule: messenger RNA, 757 nt
Organism: Anopheles darlingi
Lineage: Eukaryota; Metazoa; Arthropoda; Insecta; Diptera; Culicidae
Product: galectin-4-like
Exons: 3
Coding region: 267-698 (143 amino acids)
Molecular function (GO): galactoside binding; carbohydrate binding
Source: RefSeq, a predicted model, not a curated record
CAACUCGACGCGGACUCACUGUGCAUCACCCUGUGGAGUAAACGGUGCCGGAGUUUAGCCAUCGAUAUAACCCAGGCGAACGACAAGUGCUAUCGACUCUUCACUAUCUCACCGUAAUCGGAAAUGAGUCACCUUCUCCCUGAGCGAUAAGUGCAGACAGUCAGCGGACCGCGAUUGCAGUUAAUAUGGAAUCGGAAGGCUCAAGCUAACGGUGUACGCGAACAGUUUAGUGUCGUACAGCUCCAACUUUAUCGUCAGACAGAAACAUGGCACAGCUACCAGUCUAUAAUCCGCCGUCGCCCUUUUUAGGUCAUCUGCCAACGGGGCUGGGACUAUAUCGGAAGAUUACCAUCCGCGGACGAAUGACCCACGAUAUGUUCAAUAUUAAUCUUCAGUCUGGACCGAACGUAGACCCACGGGAUGAUGCCGCACUGCACAUCAGUAUUCGGCCACGCGAGGGGCUAAUCGUGCGGAACACCUAUCAGUACCGUAGCUGGGGUGUGGAGGAACGAUUCGGUGGUUGUCCUGUGCAGAAACGCUCAUAUUUCGACAUCAGCAUUACAGUGAAGCCAGACAGUUACGGUAUCGCCGUGAAUGGGUGCCAUUUCUGUGACUUUAACCAUCGCCUACCGUUCGCCUCAGUCCGAUUCAUACACACGGGAACCGGUGCUCAAGUGGAUGCGAUAAUUACGGAGUAGGGCGAACGCUGAUGACUGAUUGAUAAGAAAGAGGGAGAUUUCCUAUUUUUAUAUUAUCA